This is a messenger RNA of Triticum dicoccoides, 1299 nucleotides long. RefSeq names its product golgin subfamily A member 4-like. NCBI's taxonomy places the organism in Eukaryota, Viridiplantae, Streptophyta, Magnoliopsida, Poales, Poaceae. Bases 1 to 1299 code for a protein of 432 amino acids. The record is from RefSeq and is a predicted model, not a curated record. The transcript is spliced from 6 exons.
AUGAGUUGCGGCGGCGGUGGCGCGGGGGCGGGGGACGGCGGGCUGGCCGAGUGGCAGCGCAUCUACGACCGGGUCGAGGAGCUCGCCGCCGGCCGCGCGCGGCUGGAGGCGCGCAACAGGACCCAGCACGAGUUCUGGGACGCCCGCGACAAGAUCAACCACUCCCGCCUCCACCAGGCGGAGCUGAGCAGAAGCAGGUGGGAGGUGGCCUGCAGGAAGCUGCUCCCUUCCGAUGAUCCCAAGCUCGCCGAACUGCUUCAGAUUGAUUUGGAGGAUUCAAGAACUUGUGAAGCUCUUUUGGACACUGAAAACUCAGAACUGCUGGUACAACUGAAGGAAGAUGGAACUUGUGUAGAGCUUAAUGAAAACACUGCAGAUCAUGAGCACACUUCUGGAGAUUUAGUAUCAGAGCUAAGAAAGUUAAAGCGAACCUAUGAGACCAUAUACUGGAACAAGGAUAAGGAAGCCACUGAAGCAGUGCAAAAGCUUCAACAGAAGAUAGAGGAGCUGCAAGUGGCAGCCUGUAAGAAGGAUGAUGAGAUUGGAAUAGUGCAAGCAGAAGCUUCUACUUGUAUAAAUAAGUUAAUGGUUCUAAAGGGUAAACUAGAUGAAAUUCGAUCUUUGGAUAAGGACAUUGACAUCCAAAAGUUCAAAGUGGGGCAACAUGAGACUCUUGAACGCAAGAUUGCCUCCUUACCAAAUUAUUUGUUGAGUGACCUGCCUUACCAUACACAAUCAGUAGAGAAUGCUGACCAGAUACAAUCAAAGGAAGCUGGAAAUAUUGUAGAUAUUAUUCAAGAGAAUGUGGACCAUGGGGCUAUCGCAGGAGAUUUAAGAGCGGAGCUCAGAAAACUGAAGCAAGCUUAUGAGACCCUGAGCUCAAACAAGGAUAAGGAAAUUUCUAAAUUACUUGAAAUGAAGGAUUUUCUUUUGAACCAACUGAUGAGAAUGGACAAGGAUAAUGCAGAGCUCCUUCAGAAAAAGGAAGUGGAGGCAGCACAUGCUAACGAAGCAGCACAAAAGCUUCAGCAGAAUGUAGAGGAGCUGCAAGUGUCAGUCCGAUAUAAGGAUGAUGAGAUUGGCAGAUUGCGAGCAGAAGCGGGGGCCCUAAAGAUAAAGGAAGUGGAGGCAGCACAAGCGAACGAAGCAGCACAAAAGCUUCAGCAGAAUGUAGAGGAGCUGCAAGUGUCAGUCCGAUAUAAGGAUGAUGAGAUUGGCAGAUUGCGAGCAGAAGCGGGGCUCCUGAAGAUAAAGGAAGUGGAGGCAGCACAAGCUAACAAAGCAGUGCAAACGCUUUAG